This is a messenger RNA of Symbiodinium sp. CCMP2456, 555 nucleotides long. The record is from the annotation of a GenBank genome assembly. Lineage: Eukaryota; Dinophyceae; Suessiales; Symbiodiniaceae.
AUGGCAGCAAAGCCCGGUCUUGAAGUUUGCUGUUGGCCGCUCUUGUUCAAGCAAAUUGCUGCUUGGACCCGCUGCGCGGGGCUUCGGACGCAGGAGAUGGACAUGCAGCAGCAGCGGCGGUCGGCCAGCGAAGGCCGAAACACCGCCAGCAAAUGGUAUCGUUCCGUCACGCCGCAUGUGCACAGUCAGGAUAGAGACAGUCUGGAUGACUGGCGGCGAGCCUAUGACAAUAGGUUUAUGGUCACGUCCCUGCAGUACAUGCACCGCCACGUGGGCGACUGCGUCGACCAGGUCUAUCGGACGCAUGCAGAGAAGCAGGAUUACUUUCGCCAGCAUCAGCUGCCCAACUUGACUUGGAUGGACCUGCAUAUGAUGACGCAUGACAGAUCGCUCCGGCAACGGCAGCCCGCGUACUAUGGAGAUGUCGGGGGACCACCGCGAAUCGGGGUCUUGGCAAAGCGACAAGCAACUCCUUUGGCCAACCGCAUCCUGCAGCCGAAGCUGAACCUGGGAAGCAAGGCGCUGCGAGGCUACGGUUCCAACUUUGGGAAGUGA